Loxodonta africana (African savanna elephant) is the source of this 1181-nucleotide messenger RNA. Its product is annotated as olfactory receptor 11G2-like. Gene Ontology annotation, cellular component: membrane. The record is from RefSeq and is a predicted model, not a curated record. Bases 169 to 1098 code for a protein of 309 amino acids. Gene Ontology annotation, biological process: G protein-coupled receptor signaling pathway. NCBI's taxonomy places the organism in Eukaryota, Metazoa, Chordata, Mammalia, Proboscidea, Elephantidae. The transcript has a single exon. Gene Ontology annotation, molecular function: G protein-coupled receptor activity; olfactory receptor activity.
CCGAACCGAUGUUAUGUGGCACAUGAUUGUAUUUCAAGGAGACAUAGGUAAUUAUUGAAUGCAAACAUUUAUUACAUUCCCCAGGAUGGCUUAAAUACGUAUUUGAGCCUCCAUUUAGCUACACUGUCAUUCAGUAUAUGCUAAUCUUUUUACAGCUAGCUCACACACAUGAGGAUAUUCAACACCCCCAAUAACUCCAUCACUGGCUUCAUCCUCUUGGGCUUCCCUUGCCCCAGGGAGGGUCAGAUCCUCCUCUUUGUGCUCUUCUCUAUUGCCUACUUCCUAACCCUCAUGGGGAAUGGUUCCAUCAUCUGUGUGGUAUGCUGGGAUCAGAGACUCCGCACCCCCAUGUACAUCCUACUCACCAACUUCUCCUUCUUAGAGAUCUGGUAUGUCACCUCUACUGUCCCCAAAAUGUUGGCCAACUUCCUCUUUGAGAGCAAAGUCAUCUCCUUCUCCGAAUGCUUUCUCCAAUUCUACUUUUUCUUCUCCCUGGGUUCUACAGAAUGCUUUUUCUUGGCAGUUAUGGCAUUUGAUCGAUACCUUGCAAUCUGCAGGCCUCUACACUAUCUUACCAUUAUGACUGGACACCUCUGCACCAAUCUUGUGGUCAGCUGCUGGGUACUUGGUUUCCUCUGGUUCCUGAUACCUAUCAUCAUCAUCUCCCAGAUGUCCUUCUGUGGAUCUAGGAUCAUUGACCAUUUCCUUUGUGACCCAGGUCCUCUGCUAGCCCUUGCUUGUACCAGAGUCCCAGCAAUAGAGUUGACUAGCUCUACCUUAAGUUCUCUAGUUUUAUUUAUUCCCUUUCUCUUCAUCAUGGGAUCCUACACACUGGUUCUGAGAGCUGUGUUGAGAGUCCCUUCAGCAGUUGGACAAAGGAAAGCCUUUUCCACAUGUGGAUCCCAUCUGGCUGUGGUUUCACUUUUCUAUGGCUCAGUGAUGGUCAUGUACGUGAGCCCAACAUCAGAACAUGAAGCUGGAGUGCAGAAGAUUGUGACCCUGUUUUACUCUGUUGUGACCCCACUCAUUAACCCUGUGAUAUACAGUCUAAGGAACAAAGAUAUGAAGCAUGCAAUGAAGAAAUUCCUGGGAACAUAAAAAUGAGAGUCUUAGUUAAAAGGAUUUUGGGGCAGACAAUUUGUUGUUAACUUUUCUUGGUUAAAAAGAAAAUUUACUGAUAU